GUUCGUUCUCUGUUUACACGAGACACCUGCACUCCUGUGUUAUUAACACACACAUUUACUUUUGUCCUCCGGCUCAGAGAGGACGGAAACUCAACCGCUACAAGGAUGAAGGGACUGCCAGUGCUGUCCCUGCUCCUUUGGUUGUGUGCCGUGUACUUUGUGGGUAUCUACCUCUUCUUGGGCGGCUUCUUGCUGGUGAGGCUGGAGGUGAACAGGACCAGCACGUGCGGAGACGUGUUGUAUCCCGGAGAGGAGCCAGGUGAUUUCUGCCGUGCCCAGCCGCGGUUCCGUAGGGCUGUCGUCCUCAUCAUCGACGCCUUGAAGGUUGAUUUCGCCCGCUUUGACCCCAGCAACACGGCGCCACGACCCUAUGAGAACAAGCUGCCAGUGCUGGAGGAGAACGUCUCAUCCAAGCCUCUUCAAAGCCGCUUGUACCCCUUCCGAGCAGACCCACCUACGACCACCAUGCAGAGAAUCAAGGGCUUCACAACCGGAUCCUUGCCGACCUUUGUGGAUGUAGGUAAUAACUUUGCAUCCAGUGCCAUUUUGGAGGACAACCUCAUCCACCAGUUUGGGCAAAUGGGCAAACGGGUGGUGUUCAUGGGCGAUGACACUUGGGAGAGUCUCUUUCCUAAGAAGUUCCACCGCUCUCUGCCCUUCCCUUCUUUCAAUGUCAAGGAUCUGCACACUGUGGAUAACGGCAUCCUGCAGCACCUUUACACAACUAUGGUGGGUGAUGAUUGGGACAUCCUGCUUGCACAUUUUCUUGGAGUGGAUCACUGUGGUCACAGGUUUGGCCCCGACCACCCGGCUAUGGCUGACAAGCUCACCCAGAUGGAUGGUGUCAUCAGGUCUGUGAUUGACCGUCUGCAGAAUGACACCCUCUUGGUGGUGAUGGGAGAUCAUGGGAUGACGGACAAUGGAGAUCAUGGAGGAGAAAGUCAGAAGGAGACCGAUGCUGCUCUCUUCCUUUACAGUCCGUCCCCUAUCUUUCAAGCACCCCCGCCUCAGAGCGAACCAGAUGUGGUUCCACAGACAGACCUUGUGCCCACCCUGGCUCUGUUGUUGGGGGUCCCAAUCCCAUACAGCAGCGUAGGGCAGGUCCUGCUGCCUCUAUUCCCUCUGCACGAGCAAACACGAGGUGCAGUUGGAGUUCUCAGCCAGCUGGAGGCGCUGUGGAUCAACGCAAAGCAGGUUAACCGUUUCCUGGAGACAUACUCUGGUAUGGCCAAAGAUAUCCCACCAGAGAGCCUCUCACAGCUGAAAGAGGAAUUUGCCCGUCUCUCCUCUGAGUACCUCACCUCUGUUAAAGAGGGUCAAUCACCCCCCCUACACCUGGCCUCUUCGCUGCAGGCCUACCUCACCUCAGUCAGAGACACCUGCCGCGCUACAUGGGCUCGAUUUAACCCACUAAAGAUGGCAGCAGGUUUAGCCAUCCUGUCGUCUGCCUGCCUCAUGUGUUUUGUGAUGUCUGAACUCUCCCUGCUGCUGAUAACGGAGAAUGCUUCAGGACUGAAGGUGCCAGUUCUUGUGGCGCUCACAGUGGGAGUUUGUGCCGCUGCUGCUCAGCUGCUCACACGGGGCUACGUUGAGGCAGCGUGGUGCCUGGCAGCUGGUGCUUUCAGCUCUGAAGUUCCCUUCUUCUGGAGAGCUUGUCGGCUCAAAGCCCCCGCCGUGUCAAAGAAUGGAGCUAAAGCUGCAAAGCUCUCCAGGUGGUUGACCCCGCGCCAUCUCCUCAUCCCUCCUCUGGUGGCGCCACUCAUCCGGUGUGCCGCUCUGCUCUCCGAUAGCUACGUGAUUGCAGAAGGCCGUGUUGUAACUUUUCUAGUCCUCUCAUUGGUUCUCUAUAUCCCCAUCCAUCUCAACUGGAAAGAUGUGCUUUUCCCACAAAGCCUCAACCCGCUGAAGUCUGCUGGGCUGCUACCUUCCCCAGUCUUGUCCCCGUCAACAGUGAGGAGAGAAAGCAACAUUCUCCUCGCCUGCGUUGGUGUUCUUCUCGGCAGCGUGUACCUUUCCCUCUACUUUCACGGCUGCAGAGAGGAGCAGGGCUUCUGCCAGCCGUCGCCAUUCCUUUCUCCACUUUCGCGGUUGCUGGACAACCAGCUGAAGAACCUGUACUACGUUCUCUCCGUCAUCUCUCUUGGCGUUUGCACGUAUCUGUUGCGGCACUGUCUGUGCCACUACGGUAAUCUCAACUCCUCAAGUGGAGCUGUGUUCACAGCCCACUGGAUUCUGCCACUGCUGUCCGUGUGCGUGGCGCUGCACUGGGCAGUUAGUGCCACUUCGGAGGAUAGCUUCAGGAAGCUGGCUGAGCUGAUCCGAAUGGCUCAGCUGUCCCUCCCGCGGGCCGCUUUCUGUCUUCUGGGACUCGGGCUGGGUCUGAUCUGGCUAGACCCCAUCACCGUGUUUGUGAAGAGCAGGACCGCAGCUUCCUCCAGAAGUUCGGUUCUCUCCACGCCCCGUUACAGAGCAAGCACCGGCAUCAGCCCCCAAGCCGAACUGCGCCAUCUGAUCCCCCAGAUCUACCAGCGCAUGCGCAGCUCCCUGGAUGCCGUAGAGCUCAGUGGAGGCACUGAGGCAGACAACCGUCCCACUGUGGAGGCCUACGGACUGGGAACAGUCUACUCCGCCCCCGUGCUGCUGUUCUGUGGCAUGUUGGGAAUAGGACUGCUGCUGCUGCACCCAGAGGGAAUGGCUCUGUCUUUUCUCUUGCUGCUGCUAGAAAUGGGAGCCUUGUUGCACAUUCAUGCCUCUUCCACAACCCUCAGUGACAUGCAUGGAGCUCCCUCUGGUGAUUUUAAUGUGCCCUGGGCUCCUGUAGUGGUGUGGUCGCUAGCUGUCACACAGUUCUUCCAUGCCACUGGUCACCUGCCCACCUUUCCCUCCAUUCAGUGGGGUGCUGCCUUUGUGGGAUUCCCUGAUGGACAUACAGGCACCGUAUUACCUGCUCUACUGGUUCUCCUCAACACAUUUGCUUCAAACAUCCUAUUUGCAGUGAGCUGUCCAUUACUGCUGUUUUGGCCUCUGGUGCGUGAAGUGCGUGAGGUGCGUGGGAGCAGAAGGGGGGAGGAAGGUGAGGAUGCCGUGAUGGAAAUGAGGCUGAGAGAAAACCCCCAGCAGUUCAGCUCUGCCCUUCUGCAACUCUCAACACGCUACCUCUUUAUUCUUGGAGCACAGGUCUUUUCAUCAGUUUGCGCUGCUGCAAUUCUCAGGAGACACCUAAUGGUGUGGAAGGUCUUUGCACCCAAGUUAAUGUUUGAAGCCUUGGGGUUCCUGGUGAGCAGCACAUCUCUGCUGAUUGGAGUCACGUUAGUGCUGAGAGUCGACAUGGCCGUGGGCCGCUGGUUUAAAAAACUCAUCCCAGAUGCAUCCAGGUAGCAAUGAUGCUGCUUAUGCUUUUCCACUGGAAUCCACCAGAGCUCACUGUGCCACUAAAAAACUGCCAUGAAUAUGAAGACUGAAACAAAAGAACAGA
Messenger RNA from Nematolebias whitei (Rio pearlfish), 3475 nucleotides. It is a transcript of the gene pigo, whose product is annotated as phosphatidylinositol glycan anchor biosynthesis, class O. The record is from RefSeq and is a predicted model, not a curated record. Gene Ontology annotation, molecular function: mannose-ethanolamine phosphotransferase activity. Lineage: Eukaryota; Metazoa; Chordata; Actinopteri; Cyprinodontiformes; Rivulidae. The transcript has 11 exons. Gene Ontology annotation, biological process: GPI anchor biosynthetic process. Bases 106 to 3378 code for a protein of 1090 amino acids. Gene Ontology annotation, cellular component: endoplasmic reticulum membrane.